AUGAAGCUUCAAGUCGCCUGCGUGCUUCUCAUCCUCGUCAUCACUGCUAAAAACUCCUGCUGCUUCCAGGGCCAGACAGCAAAUGCUGCUGGUUUGUUAACGCAACAAAUGGAAACCAAAGAAGAAACUCAGGGUCUGCAGGCCCUGCUCCGGAGAUCCAAGCGCCACAACAGCCACUUCCCCAUCUGCACCUACUGCUGCAAGUGCUGCCGCAACCAGGGCUGCGGCUUCUGCUGCCGCACCUGA
This is a messenger RNA of Emys orbicularis (European pond turtle), 246 nucleotides long. It is a transcript of the gene HAMP, whose product is annotated as hepcidin antimicrobial peptide. Bases 1 to 246 code for a protein of 81 amino acids. Lineage: Eukaryota; Metazoa; Chordata; Testudines; Emydidae. Gene Ontology annotation, cellular component: extracellular region. The record is from RefSeq and is a predicted model, not a curated record. Gene Ontology annotation, biological process: intracellular iron ion homeostasis; negative regulation of iron ion transmembrane transport; defense response to bacterium. The transcript is spliced from 3 exons.